AUGAAUCCAUUUAGUUCAACAAUAAAUACAUUAUGCGAAGUUGCUAUUCGAUUUAUUCAAACAAUGUGUCCUGAUCAAAACAUAAAAUUAUUACACAAUCGUAUAUUAUUAUUUCGUUAUGAUCCAUCAUCAUAUCAAAUGAUUAUAUCAUUAAGUCCCAAAGAUAUUUUGAUACCAGACACUACCCAGUGUAGUGGUGUUAUCUCAUUUAAUCGCCUGUUAAAUGAAUUUACAUUAAUCCUCACUGCAAAUGGCCAACGAUCAACAAAAAUAUUUGUUCCUCGAUCAAUCCAAAGAAUCAGGGAUACAGAAAUGGUUGCUUUCGUAAAGAGAGUUGACCUUGAAAUACCAGAAAAUCGAAUACUCGAAGUAUUAACGAAAGCUGGUCUUGGUGUUAUUAAUGUUACUCGAUUAAACAAAAAAGAUGGCAAUAUACCAGCAAGCACCAUUACAAAUACAUUCAAGGAUGCACAUAAUCGAAACACAUUUAUACACACUGGUCUACAAGUGAAUUCGAUGCACUUUAAUGCUGACGCUGCAUCACAGAAUAAAACCCGAUGCGGUGAUAACCACCGUAUAGAACAAUGUACUGCUCCAAAUGAUGCAAUUAAAUGUAGCGACUGUAAAGGUAAACAUUUGGCCACUGCUAAUGAUUGUCCUAAAUUUUUUGAACAAGAAAAGCGAAUGUUAAAUCUAAUUAACCAAUAUUCGUCCACAAGCAGCCCAACAGUUCUAAUACCAUUAAUACAUGAUACCAAUGAAUUUUCAUCAUUACCAAACAUGUAUCAACGUCAACAAGGUCAUCUUCAUAAUGAUAUAUUCGAUGGAUUAAUUAAUCUACUUACCACUAAAAUGAAAAACAAAUAUUGA
Rotaria socialis is the source of this 870-nucleotide messenger RNA. NCBI's taxonomy places the organism in Eukaryota, Metazoa, Rotifera, Eurotatoria, Philodinida, Philodinidae. The record is from the annotation of a GenBank genome assembly.